AUGGUUAAAGAACAAAUUCAUCAAAAACAGACGGAAGUAUGGAAGGAAACCAUCAGUGCAAAACCGAAAUUAAAGCACUUGCAAAAAAGUCACACAAGUUUAAAGCCGCUUCAACACUGGAGUGUAACAAAGCGCAAUCCCUGCGUGCGAGAGAUAAUAGCUAAUCUG
Paramuricea clavata is the source of this 168-nucleotide messenger RNA. The record is from the annotation of a GenBank genome assembly. NCBI's taxonomy places the organism in Eukaryota, Metazoa, Cnidaria, Anthozoa, Malacalcyonacea, Plexauridae.